Corylus avellana is the source of this 1321-nucleotide messenger RNA. RefSeq names its product inositol polyphosphate multikinase beta. NCBI's taxonomy places the organism in Eukaryota, Viridiplantae, Streptophyta, Magnoliopsida, Fagales, Betulaceae. Gene Ontology annotation, biological process: inositol phosphate biosynthetic process. Gene Ontology annotation, cellular component: nucleus; cytoplasm. Gene Ontology annotation, molecular function: inositol tetrakisphosphate kinase activity; inositol-1,4,5-trisphosphate 3-kinase activity. The record is from RefSeq and is a predicted model, not a curated record.
AUCGCAGCGUAGAAAAAAAAAAGGCUCUGGAUUCCACCUCUUCCCGUCGCUGGAGACGGUUCUUAUGCCGCUUGGCUUUCAGUUUUCAUAAAAAUUUUGUUCGAUAGCUGACGGAAUGUCCACUCGGAUAUGCGGGAGGUGCUUGCUUCUAUUAUAUUUGGUUAAAACUGAUAUAGCAGUAGCAAUCUGGGAUAAAUAAAGUUGAAGAGAAUAAAUAGUGACUUUUGUGCGAGGUUCUUAUACUCCAUACCAUGCUUAAGGUCCCAGAUCAUCAGGUUGCAGGCCACCAGGCCUGUGAUGGAAUGGUUGGUCCUUUGGUAGAUGAUUCAGGGCACUUCUACAAGCCUCUUCAAAAUGAUGAACGCGGAUCCGCAGAGGUGGCCUUUUAUACAUCGUUCUCUUCCAACAAUAAGAUUCCAAAUCACAUUCGUAGAUUCUUCCCUCUUUUUCAUGGCACUCAGCUUAUAGAAGCAUCUGAUGGGUCUGGCCUGCAUCCUCAUCUUGUGCUGCAAGAUGUUGUCUCAAGUUACCACAAUCCAUCUAUCAUGGACAUCAAGAUUGGAUCCAGAACAUGGUAUCCUGAAGCAUCAGAUGAAUAUAUCCAGAAGUGCUUUAAGAAAGACAGAGAAUCGACGAGCCUUGCACUGGGGUUUAGGAUAUCUGGAUUGCAGGUACAUGGGAGUAAAGAAUCUGGGUUCUGGAAGCCUGAUAAGAAGCUUAUCAAGAACUUUACUGCCAAGGAUGUCAGGUUAGUUCUGAGGAAGUUUGUUUCCUCUAACACAUCUGCUGAUUCAGGUGUGGACCCUGAUUGUUUUUUUGCAUCAACUGUUUAUGGUGGUUCUGCUGGAAUUUUGGCACAAUUGUUGGAGCUCAAAGCAUGGUUUGAGGAUCAAACCAUUUUCCAUUUAUAUUCUUGUUCAGUUCUUAUGAUCUACGAUAAGGACUCAGUGUCUAAGGGAAGGAGUUCCGGUGCUGAAGUUAAACUUGUUGAUUUUGCACAUGUCGUGGAAGGCAAGGGCAUUAUUGAUCAUAAUUUCUUGGGUGGACUCUGCUCUUUAAUUAAGUUUAUCUCGGAGAUCUGACGUGCUCGGAUGAGGAUACAAGUACAACCCAAGCUUCUUGGCCAGACCCUAAGAACGGUAUGUAUAGGAUUCUGAAAUCCAAGUACUGUUUAGGCUCGUAUUACUUUCUACUUUAUUUUUAUUGACAUAGAUGGGGCUGUUUCAAUGGAUUGAUUUUAAAAGCAAUGCUAUUGUUGCACUUUUGGAUUGGAACAAUGUAUGUUGAUACACGAAAGCAUUGAAUUUGCCAUGUUGUUUCA